Molecule: messenger RNA, 897 nt
Organism: Drosophila miranda
Lineage: Eukaryota; Metazoa; Arthropoda; Insecta; Diptera; Drosophilidae
Exons: 3
Coding region: 6-359 (117 amino acids)
Source: RefSeq, a predicted model, not a curated record
CCCAGAUGACUGCCAUAAAAACACAAAAGCCAGGAAGAUUAUGGUCGUUUAAGCGGUUCGGGACAUUUUGGGGGAAAGAUGUACCAGAAAACAACGAGGCGUUUUUCAAAGAGAGUUUCCGAAUGGAGAGGCCCUGCUUUGAUAUUUUAGUUAAUCGGCUUGAAGUGCUGCGAAAGAAGGACACCAACUGCCGAGCUGCAAUUCCUUUGGAAAAGCGCAUUGCCAUUGCGCUAUACACUUUGGGCUCGUCCUCUGAGUACCGAACAGUUGGCAGGCUUUUCGGUGUAGCUCCAAACAGUGUGUGUAAUAUCCUGCACGAGUUUUGCAGAGCACUUAUAGAUACAGAUUUACAUAUGUAAAUAUCGGCUCUGCAGGAAGGUGCAAUGACUCGAUGAUAUACCAGAAGUCAAGCCUUGCAAAACAUAUCGAAGCAUCGGCAUUACUCCAAGAGAAAGCCAAGGAAAUAAGCGGAGUAAACGUCCCUGUAAUGCUUAUCGGGGACUCGGCAUUUAGGUUUUCUAAAAAGCUGAUGAAACCUUACCCGUUUUCCACAGUCGCCUCUUUGGAAUAGCGCACGUUUAACUACAACCUUUCCAAAGCUAGGCGAGUGGUGGAAAAUGCAUUUGGGCAUUUAAAAGCCAGAUUUCGAAAUUUCGAUUCGGAAAAGGUCUUGAUAGCCACCACAAAAAUAAUAGCGCCAUAAUAAUGAGCUGUUGUAUUUUACACAAUAUAUUAAAUAUGUACAACAGCGCGAUUAAUGAAAAUUGGGAGCUUGCAACAAAUGAGCAGCGCGAACAGCCCGAUACCAGCAACAGUUCUGCUGACUUUAAUCAGUCAGCAGAACAGAUACGAUCUGCAAUCGCAAAAUAUUGUGUAGACCGUAAUGAAAAUUAAAAA